Molecule: messenger RNA, 589 nt
Organism: Lytechinus pictus (painted urchin)
Lineage: Eukaryota; Metazoa; Echinodermata; Echinoidea; Temnopleuroida; Toxopneustidae
Product: C-type lectin domain family 19 member A-like
Exons: 4
Coding region: 183-473 (96 amino acids)
Molecular function (GO): signaling receptor activity
Source: RefSeq, a predicted model, not a curated record
ACUUUCAUAUUCUGUGAGGUUUGUAUCACUCGUCGGUUAAUAGGAGAUCACUGCGAAAAGCUGAUAGAAAAUCGAUCCUCUAGUCUCUUCCUCGAGUUGCCGAAUUGUAAGUCUCGCCCACCGGAGGUGAGGGCGAGACUUAGGGAUCCAAAUGUCGUCCGUCGUCCGUCCGUCACAAACCAAUGAGGACACAUAACUCCACAACCCUUGUCAACAUGCAGUUUCUCAUCGUUGUGGCGCUGAUCGCCGUAGCCAUCUCUGGGUUGCCGAACGCGUGGGGUCAGUCAUGUAGCUGCCCGGACGGUUGGACUAGAUUCAACACAGAUUGCUAUCAGUAUUUUUGCACUCUAAAGACCUGGCAAGAGGCACAGAACUCCUGCGAAGCCCAUGGAGCCAACCUCGUCUCGAUCCAUAGUGACUGUGAGAACGCGUUCGCCUACGAUCUUAUCGAUUCAUGCUCGCCCCAGUAUUAACUACACAAGACUCACCACUCCUGAUGAACAGAAUCCCAAGCUAAUUUCUAUGCCGGUAAAUACCUUGUCCUUUCACACACUUAAGUUUCCCAAUCGUUUCUUUUGUAUUCCACCAU